Messenger RNA from Dicrocoelium dendriticum, 492 nucleotides. The record is from the annotation of a GenBank genome assembly. NCBI's taxonomy places the organism in Eukaryota, Metazoa, Platyhelminthes, Trematoda, Plagiorchiida, Dicrocoeliidae.
AUGGGCUCGAUGACAAGGAGCGUUGCUGGCUCCACCAAGCUUGCUCGUCGAUCACUCGGUAGGGUGCAAACUCCUUCCUUGCAAAGUGAACGAACUGACGAUGUUGUCCGUCGCUCGUCACCGUUCACCUCCCGAAGACGACAACGUCAACAACUGGACGAACGUAGUCCACGUGAAGCGAAACCAAGACAACGGGUUCCAAGUGGAAAGUCUUCGGCGUUUUCCAGCCCUUACACUGUCCAACGUAGUCAGCCACUGAGCAUUACGUUGCGCGCCAUAGGUGUUGGUCUGACUUUAUCCGCUGCCAUUCGGACCACUGGAGCCACUGUUGGAGUCGCAACGAAGUUCCCUGGCAAACCCAGUCGAUCCGGAAGUCUGCUCACUACCACUGUUCCUUCUAUGUAUGAUAAACCGUUGUUGGAACACAGGGUGAGUUGUGUGAAGAGGCGUUUGCUUUCUCUCCUUCAAGCCCCAUUGGCCAUCCCAUCUUAA